This is a messenger RNA of Haliotis rufescens (red abalone), 6836 nucleotides long. Its product is annotated as kinase suppressor of Ras 2-like. Gene Ontology annotation, molecular function: protein kinase activity; ATP binding. The record is from RefSeq and is a predicted model, not a curated record. Gene Ontology annotation, biological process: protein phosphorylation. The transcript has 19 exons. NCBI's taxonomy places the organism in Eukaryota, Metazoa, Mollusca, Gastropoda, Lepetellida, Haliotidae. Bases 149 to 2773 code for a protein of 874 amino acids.
GGCCGCUGUUUUCCUUGGUACGAGGCUGUCAAAUUGCGGCAUAAAUAUUCACCAAGGAUGGUCUUCUUCAAGCACUGAUUACAUUUUGGAUUGAUAAUUAAGAAGAAAAUAUGUUUGAGGAACUACCUGCAUCUUAGUCGUGGUGAAAAUGUCGUGUGAUUUUGAUAUGCAGGAUCCUGUGGAGCAGGCAAUCAACGCAUGCAAGAUGGUUCAGUUUAUGAUUGACUUUACUGCGAAACAGCUCGUGGGACUGAGGACACAAUGUGCUACGACCGAGCAAAUUACCCAGAAAGAAAUAAGAGAUACAGAGAGCAAGCUAGUGAAGUUAUUCAGUGACCAGCUUGUUGCCAAGGCACGCCUGGCAACCGAUGUGGUGCCAGAACAGCUUGGGGAGUAUCCCAAGACUGACCAAUGGCUGAAGGUGGUGGGCGUGGCAAAGGAUGCAGUAGAGGGCAUCAGGGAAAGGGGGAUAACUCUGGAUAGCCUUCUGGAGAUGUCGGAGGCUGAUGUGGCGUCUCUCCUGGCUCGCUAUCAGGCAGAUAGCGACGAGACUCGCCGACUCAACCUGGCUCUCAAGAAUCUCAAGAAUUGCACAGAAAUGCAGUUACAAGGGCAGGAGGAUACCUAUGGAGAUUGGCAUUUUACCGACUUGCUAGGCUUGACAUCCAGCAAGUCAGCAUCCAACAGUCCGUGUAACGGAAACUCUCCCAAGUUCCACCAGAGACCCUCAACAACCUCCCUCCCAUCAGAGGGACUCGUCGGGUCCCCUCAACCUGUAGAAAUACCCACCCCUCCCCAGAGCACCCCUUCCUCCCCACUCCCCACCAUGCACAUCAAGGAAAAGUACACGCCCCCUCCGACUCCACCCCCAGGGGGCAGACAUGGGGGGAGGGGCAUGGCAAAGGUUAGAGGUACCCCUCCUCCUGCUCGCAGUUUGAAGUUGUUCCCAGAUAUUGUGACCAUCACGAAGAGCAAGUCGCACGAGUCCCAGCUUGCCAACAGAGUCAUUGAGAUAGAUCCGAUCAAAUCCAACAAGAAGAAGCCGCAGAACUCCCUUGGAGGGAGCCACGAGGCGCUGUACCGACGCCGUCUAUCAACAGAAGGGGGAUCUGAUUCAGGUGCCACCAGCCGCGGGCAGUCGGGGCACACGUCACCCGUUGUGUCCUCUCCUAUCCGCUCUCCUCCGUACAAGCAUGAACAGAUACUGCCUGAUGAUUAUGCUAAUAAAUAUUCCAACACUCUGACAGUGCCCAAGUCUCCCAAGACUCCACUCAACCUGGGGCCCAAGAUGAAGCACCAGAUCAACCAUAGAUUUAACUCCAGCUUUGUGUUUGCUCCCUGUGAUAUUUGCGCUACCAUAAUCCUAAGGGGAAAAGUUUGUAAAUAUUGCAAGAAAAAAUUCCAUCGUGACUGUGCUAGUAAAGCCAGGCCGACAUGUGGUCUGACAGACGACUAUGUUGAUGCAAUCAUAGGAUUAACAGGUACUGACCAUAUGCCGGACUCCAGCUCCAACACAUCGUCCUGCAACUCUUCAACUCCAUCAUCCCCUGCUCUCAUCUCAUCCGGCACAGUCACAUCACCAUCCCCAGCGCCAUCCCCCAACAUCUCAAUACAGUUCCAGUUCCCAGAGGUGCCUGAUAGUAUCACUGCCAGUCUCCCGAUGGACUAUACCAUGAGCGGUGACCACAGGGCAUAUGAAGAUUUCAUCAACACAAACACGUCCAACGAUAGUGACAGGACUCUUGUAGAUAGUACCGGUAACCCCAUUGACAGGACACUGCUAGAUAGGGUGGACUCUAUGGACAGUCAGGAUGAUCUCGGACAUGCUUGGAACAGGCAGAAUAGUUUGUCGGUUGCCAUGAAGGAGUGGGACAUCCCGUAUGAAGAGCUACAGUUCACCGAGUCCAUAGGGAGGGGACGACUAGGCACAGUGUUCAAGGGUCAGUGGCACGGAGACGUGGCCAUCAAGUUAUUAGACAUGGGUAACGAGGCGGACAAUCAGGCACAGCUAGCGGCGUUUAAAUUAGAGAUCGCAUUAUUAAGGAAAACACGUCAUGAAAAUUUAGUUUUAUUUAUGGGAGCUUGUAUGAAGCCUCCAAGACUAGCCAUAGUAACUAGCUUUUGUAAGGGAGAGACCCUGUACAGUAUUAUCCAUACCAAGAAAGAGGUCUAUAAACUGAAUAAAGCGAUGAUCGCUGCUUCUCAAGUAGCUCAGGGCAUGGGGUAUCUUCACGCUAAAGGCAUUGUCCACAAAGAUCUGCGAUCAAAAAAUAUUUUCUUGGACAAUGGUAGAGUGGUCAUCACUGACUUUGGGCUGUUUAAUGUAACCAAAAUCUGUAGAGGCAACAGGAAGGAGGAAUGGCUGAGAGUUCCUCCAGGAUGGCUGUGUUACCUGGCCCCGGAAAUAAUCCGGGAACUUCAUGCCAGGCAGAACCCUAAUACCGAACUGCCGUUUACUGUGAGGUCGGAUAUAUAUGCAUUCGGAACUGUGUGGUACGAACUGCUGUGUGGGGAGUGGCCGUUCAGAAACCACCCCGCGGAGACCAUCAUCUGGCAGGUGGGGAGGGGGAUGAAGCAGUCGCUCAGCAGCAUCAACGCCCCCAGGGAAGUCAAGGACAUCUUGAUGUCCUGUUGGCAGUUCAAAUUCCCCGAGCGUCCCGACUUCAGCCAGGUGGCCAAGGCACUGGAUAGAAUACCAAAGAACCGCCUAAUUAGGAGUCCUUCACACCCGAUACAGUUCUCCCGGAGUACAGAGGGAAUCUUCAGUGCUUGAGCAAGUGUGUAGGAUGUUGCACUGAUGCAACCAGCCAGGCGGCAGCCAAGACAAUAUCGGGAUGACCCUUCUGUGAUCCGUAACCCAGGGACCUGACUGUUGAUCCAAUAUUUCAUUGUGUGAGCAGUGCUGACCAUGUACAGUGGGUCAUGUGAUCGUUGUACAGUGAGUCAUGUGAUCGUUGUACAGUGAGUCAUGUGAUCAUUAUCAGGCUUGAUCGUGUGAUCAUUGCACAGUGAGUCAUGUGAUCAUUAUCAGGCUUGAUCAUGUGAUCAUUGCACAGUGAGUCAUGUGAUCGUUGUACAGUGAGUCAUGUGAUCAUUAUCAGGCUUGACCAUGUGAUCAUUGCACAGUGAGUCAUGUGAUCAUUAUCAGGCUCGAUCAUGUGAUCAUUGCACAGUGAGUCAUGUGAUCAUUAUCAGACCUGAUCACGUGAUCAUUGUAGAGUGUGGUAAUGUGAUUGCUCUACUGUGUGGUCACGUGAUCCUUGUACAAAAUGGUCAUGUGACAAUGUAUGGUUUGGUCAUGUGACAGUGUAUGGUUUGGUCAUGUGACAGUUUAUGGUUUGGUCAUGUGACGGUGUAGGGCUUGGUCAUGUGAUCAGCGUCACGUGAUCAGCUGCAGGCAGACCCCGGCAGAACAGGUGCUCUAUCUCAAUGCAGUCACUCCAUGGCACAGAGAGUGUUGUUUGUGUGGUGGACGUGAUCAGUCCCGCCAACAAGCCAGAUGACCGCUGACCAGAACAGUCAGCUUACGUAGACUUUCUUCACACUGAGUCCUAUGAUUCAUCCACACAUGUUCAUCAUUCAGGAGUGUAUCACAUCACCCCGAGUCAUGCAAGGUCAGCGAGAUGUAUGGUGUGUUCUAUAAGAGAGUGCCUCAGGCUAGAAUGAGUGAAAAGUGUGAUGUCAUUUUGGAUAACGAGAAUGUUUGAUGUAGGAAUGUUUAGUGUUGUGUGUGUGUGAGCAUGUCCAUCAUGAAUGUGGGAGGUGUCCAUUGUGCUACAUUGACCCCGUCGUCACAUCUCCUCUUCCUCAUCAGUGUCAUUGUUACCAUUAUUGUUAUCAUCAUCAUGAUCAUCAUCAACAUUAUUAUCAUUGUUGUCAUGUUUUAUGCCAUGCAUUUUUCAGCAUUGACAUUUUGAGUGUGAUAUUUUUUAUGCUUAAAAAUCAUGAAAAUUUUAUUGAUGCAUAAAUUUUUAGGCAUAUUAUAUGUAAGCCUUUUACCUACCAAUCUUUUAUGUGAUUACAUCAUUGCCUAGGCAGAUUAGAACACUGUGAACCAAUCUCAUUAAUAUCAGAUCUUUUACUCCGAUCGAUAUUUCUCUGUUUGAACAAGUAACAACCCCUCCAUGGAAAGUGGCAUCAUAUGAACCCUUUUCAAACUUUGACAACCAAAUCAAAAUAACACUUUGGCUGCCUUUCUUUACUACCUUGGUUCAAUUUCAGCCACAGAAAACUCACACACAACACAAAGUGUUUGAUGGAAAGACUUUUGGGUGUAGGUGUCAUGUCACUCAUAAAAAGGUGUAUGAAAUAUCCUCAAUAGAAUUGUGGAGCCUUUAUUAUUUACAUUCCGAACUGUCCGUUCUUUUUCAAGAUUAAAAAAUCAGACUGAAUGCUCCUCUCACUCAUACCAAAUAAUUACAGGCCUCAGCACUGAUUAACCAGACAUGACUUCCAAUGGAGGGGUUGUCAGACGUUCGCACAGAGAGGUGUCGCCUGGGAGUAGAAGAUCUGAUUUUAAUGUGGUUGACUGUGAACAUGACUGUUGAGCUCCACCCAUAGUUUACGACUAGUACAUUUUAUACAUCGCAGUGUCAGUCAUGAAGGAGUGUGCUUGUGCCUCUCCCAAUCUGACAGCAUCUCUGACAUUUGGUCAUUUUUUAGCAGAACAAAUUUGUAUUAUAAAUUCAUUUAUCCUGAAAUACACGAACAACACAUAGACAAACCUUUAGUGCUAACUAUUAGCUGAGAUAGACAAUGGUUAAUUUGGUGCUGAGCAUCGGAACAAAUAUCUGAUCAAGAUGUUGUGAUCUUGCUAAACGAUAACCUUUAUUUUUAUUUCCAUUCAAAAGCGAGAUGGAACAAAGAUUCAGUUGAUGAUGAAGUCAGCUGUUGGAUGCUGGAGUCCUCUGUGAUUGGUUGGAAGUAGGUGCAGUAUCAGACUAUCAUGUGAUAUAUUCCCUGUGUGGUGCUGCCAGGUGACACUCCGACACUCCCCCAGCCAGUGGGAUACAGGCACUCUCACAUACUGUCCUACGUAAAUAUACCUCAGUGUUGACUAAGGAUGUGGUUACUGUAUAUCUUAAUGUUACCAUGGUAACAAGGGAUGUUGUUACAAUCACAGUGUUUGAAAUAAUUUUAAAACCCAACAAACCCGACAGUUGGGCAGGUGACCCAUAACUGUAGCCUGCCCGUCUUCAAAGUCACCUGCCUGCAUUCAGACAUUAUUGUAUUGAAAAAUUGCAAAAAAUGAGAGACUGAUUGCAUCAUGAUUCAGCUGAAUAUUUCUAACAAUUACUUGAAUCUACAAGGAGUUAUGAUAAAAUGAGUAUCUAAGUUGGCUUAAAAUUAUCUGCAUUGUCGAAGAAUGCAGGUAGAAGAAACUUUCGUGCAGCCCGACAGAAAAGUUACCAGCCACUGGCAGGCGGGCAAGCAGUUAUUUUGGACACUGGUUACGAUGUAUCUUAAAGAAACCUUGUGACAAAGGAUGUGGUUUACAAUGUAUCUCAAUGUUACCUUGGUGAUGAGACAUAGUUUUCAAUGUAUCUCAAUGUUACCUUGGUGUUGAGACAUUGUUUUCAAUGUAUCUCAAUGUUACCUUGGUGUUGAGACAUUGUUUUCAAUGUAUCUCAAUGUUACCUUGGUGUUGAGACAUAGUUUUCAAUGUAUCUCAAUGUUACCUUGGUGUUGAGACAUUGUUUUCAAUGUAUCUCAAUGUUACCUUGGUGUUGAGACAUUGUUUUCAAUGUAUCUCAAUGUUACCUUGGUGUUGAGACAUAGUUUUCAAUGUAUCUCAAUGUUACCUUGGUGUUGAGACAUUGUUUUCAAUGUAUCUCAAUGUUACCUUGGUAUUGAGACAUAGUUUUCAAUGUAUCUCAAUGUUACCUUGGUGUUGAGACAUUGUUUUCAAUGUUUCUCAAUGUUACCUUGGUGAUGAGACAUAGUUUUCAAUGUAUCUCAAUGUUACCUUGGUGUUGAGACAUAGUUUUCAAUGUAUCUCAAUGUUACCUUGGUGUUGAGACAUAGUUUUCAAUGUAUCUCAAUGUUACCUUGGUGUUGAGACAUUGUUUUCAAUGUAUCUCAAUGUUACCUUGGUGAUGAGACAUAGUUUUCAAUGUAUCUCAAUGUUACCUUGGUGUUGAGACAUUGUUUUCAAUGUAUCUCAAUGUUACCUUGGUGACGAGACAUAGUUUUCAAUGUGUCUCAGUGUAAACCUGGUGACGAGAUAUGAUUUACAUUGUAUAUCAAUACAACCCAUUCAACAGAUUAUGUUGUCAUUCUGGUAAUAAUCUGGUACUAAUUAACAUGGCCACCAUUGAAUCAAAUGUACUGUUAAAUAUUUCAUCCGGGUAAGGUCACAUAACCCUGUGACAUGUUGAGCGUGUGAGCGCUGUCUGUAUCCUACUGCUGGAGCUGACGAGAAGCAGAGUCCCCAGUCAGAUGAACACGUCUCCCUUAAGCUGUGAUAUUAGAAUGGUAACAGUCACAAAUGGGCUAGCAGCAUCUUUGCUAUAUUUGUAUCAGCUGAUGUAAAACAAAUAAUUCAAUGUAAAGCAGAAUUUGAUGACCAUUCUAAAUGCAUCAAGUUUUGCAAGCUUUGGUGUGACAUGGUGCCGGAUGGCUGUAUAAUACUAAGUCUGUAUAUGUUGAUUCUGAAUUAUGAUUGUUUCUGUAUGUGAGUGUGUGAUCAUCCAGCCAGCGGUCAGUCCCGCCCACCACAGGCUACUACAAGGUUAACUAAGGGGGUUACGAUUCACUGAUGCAUCACCAUAUCUCUAAAAUAUCUCAGGCCUAAAAAUUGUAACUAAAACAGUUGCAAAUGCGACCUAAAUUUCAAU